Messenger RNA from Brassica oleracea var. oleracea, 1208 nucleotides. Its product is annotated as GATA transcription factor 9-like. The coding region runs from base 199 to 1146 and encodes 315 amino acids. The transcript has 2 exons. Lineage: Eukaryota; Viridiplantae; Streptophyta; Magnoliopsida; Brassicales; Brassicaceae. Gene Ontology annotation, cellular component: nucleus. Gene Ontology annotation, molecular function: zinc ion binding; sequence-specific DNA binding. Gene Ontology annotation, biological process: positive regulation of DNA-templated transcription. The record is from RefSeq and is a predicted model, not a curated record.
CGUUCUAAUCUCACAUGAACCAUACCUUUCUCUAACAUCACUCUCCCUUUUACACAACCUCCCAAAAAUAGACCUCUCCUUCUCUUCCUCUCCGUUACAUUCUUCGCUCACCACCACCCCCACCAAAAAGCCUCUCUCACUUUCUUUCCUUUUCUCUUUCAUUUACUUACAGUAAUAACCUUCUCUGUUUCCCCCCCAAUGGAACAACAACUAACUCCGGAGCUCCUCCUUGUCGCCGGUAACGCUGACUCUUUCGUCGUCGACGACCUACUUGACUUUUCUAACGACAACGGCCAGCCUGACGACGGUUUUGAAUCCUUUCCUGACUCUUCUGCCGUCUCCGUCGGUAAUCUCGCCGGUAGCUCCAACUCCUCGUCGCUUUACACCGACGGCAGUGCGUUUUCCGACGACCUCUGUGUUCCGUGUGAGGAUUUAGCUGAACUAGAAUGGCUAUCGAACUUCGUGGAAGAAUCAUUCUCAAAAGAAGACCAAGACAAGCUCCAGUUACUAUCCGGCUUAACAAAAACUCAAACCACCGGGUUAACCCAAACCCACCAAACUAAACCAGAACCCGAACCCGAACUGGAUCAAAUCUUCAUCCUCACCGACGACACCGAUGACUCCAACGUUUCUUUUCCCGCCAAAGCGAGAAGCAAAAGAUCACGCUCUGCAGCCUCCACGUGGGCUUCCCGUCUUUUAGCCAUCGCCGCCUCCGACGAACCCUUUCCCAAGAAGAAACAGCUCAGAGUUAAAGACCACGACAUCGCUGGAGAAACCGACGGAGAAGGCGGAGAAACCGGAGGAGAGAGACGCUGUCUGCACUGCGCGACGGAUAAGACGCCGCAGUGGCGGACGGGACCGAUGGGACCAAAGACGCUGUGCAACGCGUGCGGCGUACGGUACAAAUCAGGGCGGCUCGUGCCGGAGUACAGACCGGCUUCGAGCCCGACGUUCGUGAUGGCGAGGCACUCGAACUCUCACCGGAAAGUGAUGGAGCUCCGGAGACAGAAGGAGGUGAGAGAUGAGCAUUUGCUGAGUCAGCUUCGGUGUGAGAAUCUUCUGAUGGAUGUUAGAUCCAACGGUGACGAUUUCUUAAUCGGUAAUGAUAAUAACCACGUGGCUCCUGACUUUAGACACUUAAUCUGAUCGUGUAUUUCCACGUGGAUAAAUUCAGAAGAAUAAGUUCUAUUUAGGUUUUUCCCGCUUUA